AUGUCUCAAGAAAGGAACUUCGCGUCGUUUCCAGCCCGUCGGCGAGAUGUAGAUGAGAGCUCUGACAUGUACGCCGCGAGUCUCCCCGUCGGUCAACCCAUGGGUCCAGAGUCAGCUUCACGCGCGCGGAACAUGGGCGAUCCACGGUCCGCUUCCAGCCAUCGGGGAACACGCUCGGUCCGCAGUGGUAGUAGUCGCAGCGGACACUCCUCUGCACGAAGCGGGAGUCGGAGCACAAAUUCUUCGAGAGGCGGAAGUCGAAGCACUCAUUCAUCCAGCCGAGUUACUCGACGACGCGUUGUCAGGUCAGCCAAGUCAAAGCAUGCCUCCAGGGUUAGUGCGAAGGCGAGAAUUAGUUUUGCGUUUGGGAUCACACUCCUCAUUGCAAUAAUCAUAUAUGCGGUGUUGGCCUUUACGGGAACUGCCAGAGGAAUAAUGUUCCACGUGCUUUCCAUCCUACUUAUUCUGACCUUGGCCGGGGUGUUCUUUCACCAGUUCCUCAGUAUGUUGAUGCUGAAAAGACACGGCGCGAAACGUCGAAAUGGAACUAUGCAUGCGUCCAGACAUCGACAGGGACGAGGACCGGCCUCGAAAACCAUUGAAGACCGGGAUGAGAUGCCACCGGAGAAGCCGAUUCAAAUCCACAUGGGUUACGACGACGGCCUCGGUCCUGAUCUAGAGGCAGGAAAUGUCCCCACAGUUCCUAAACCGCCGCCCACGUACGGUAACACGCGAACGAGCAUGAGGAUCAACCCGAAUUUCGUAUACACCAAGCAGGUAGAAGUGGUGCCUUCGCCCCUGACCCCGACCUACGAUGAAGCCAUGUCCCAAGUGCAACAUUCAGUGGGAUACCGACCUCCAAGUUACCUCUCUGACGGCGGUGCCAGUGAAGUGAUUGCAAGUCGGCGACGAGACGUUGAUGCAGCACUCGAGAAUAUUCACCCUCUCGAACGUGAACGAAUGAGGACCUUGGCUGCUGAAGCUCUCGAAGGUCGGGGGCAUAAAGAAAUAUAGUCAGUUUGUGCGGAAGGAAACACCCCGGAUAGCUUGAGGCGAUGGCGACGCACACGACAAACACAAGGAAGGACUUAUUAUUGUCUUCUGGCUACAAGAAUGUCAAUGGUUACGAAACAAUCACAAUUUUAAACAAACAGGCUCAUUUGGGAAUUCAACAUUAUUCGGAGUAUCGACCUAUUUCAAGAGGACUUGUAUAACCAUGUUUGAAACUGAGGGGGUAUCAUGGGCAAUUUCCUUCAUGUAUUCCUCCUGGACUUUGAUCUUCAAUGGUAAACACACAGACACAAAACUCCGC
Exophiala oligosperma is the source of this 1312-nucleotide messenger RNA. RefSeq lists its product as uncharacterized. Bases 1 to 1014 code for a protein of 337 amino acids. The record is from RefSeq and is a predicted model, not a curated record. The transcript has 3 exons. Lineage: Eukaryota; Fungi; Ascomycota; Eurotiomycetes; Chaetothyriales; Herpotrichiellaceae.